Seminavis robusta is the source of this 1481-nucleotide messenger RNA. The record is from the annotation of a GenBank genome assembly. Lineage: Eukaryota; Bacillariophyta; Bacillariophyceae; Naviculales; Naviculaceae.
ACUCAAGUGCCGUGAUAUGGCGUCGAAGUCUUGGAAAACUGCCACCACAUUUUCAGGAAGUUUCGUCAAACAAUUCUGUUCCAAUCGAAAGAAUUUCUCCUUCCGCUUUGCCUACAACAAAGCAACAACAAUGCCUGGUAGCCAACCAGAACAGGUCCGUUGGACCACAUCAUACUACACCCUGCCCUCUUGCCGGACCAGUUCCAGUCCACGUACUUGAAUUUUUGAUUUGGAUCCAAGAUUGCUUGGCUCUCCAUCAAUCGCUCAUUCAUAAUCUCAGCCAUCAUCGAUCAUAAACUCUUCCCACAGAACUUGCAAACCCAGAAAAAGAAAAACAUGUUUGUCGCUGCAUCUACUCGUGUCCUCGCCGCUGGAAAGCACAAUGGCGCCCUUGCCCGUCAGCUUCGUCUGAUGUCUUCCAUCAAUCAGAAUAACAGCAACAACAGUUUGUCUCCUUCUCAAAAGCGCAAGGAAGAACGCAGGAAAUUCCACAGCACCAGCCGUCGUGAUCAGGCCGAUGCUGCCGAAGCCAAGACCGAAGAGCAAGCUCCUGUUGCCACUGCCGAAAGCAGCGGCAUGUUGAACCGUUUCAUUGUGACUGCCGAAGUGACUGUCUCCAAGAUUUUCCCGGCUGGGUUUGGCUGGCAAUCGUCUUCGAUUCUCGCGGAGAACACGUUGGGAUAUUCUCCCGAGACCAUGUCCUUUGCCAUGACCACUGGAUUGGGUGAUGCUGUGGGAGUUUUGGGAGGUCACAUGCUCUACUACACUGCCAAGAAGAGCGCCGUCGACUCUUCCAUCAACCUCACUGCGGAAUUGCACACUGGAAUUCUUCUCGCCAGUGCUGCCUUUUGCAGUGGAACUGCAUGGCAACCUCUGGUCAAUGCCCUCCAAGGUGCUAACUUGUCCUUUAACGAAGUCUUUUUGGGAACCUGGGCCGGUUGCGGACUGGCGUUCUAUGGUGGUCUCCGGGUCGGACGAACCAUCCUCAGUGGAUACUUGACCCACGUUCAUGAACCCACCUACGAGAACAGCAAGAACGACGCCUCCUUGAGUGUCGCCAUUGGUGGAGCCACUGGAUUCUUUGUGGGAACCGAUGCCGCUUACCUUCCCGAACAAAACUUUUUGAUCAAGGCUGUUGGCAUUGCCGAUGGUACUCCCGACCUCACCGGCUGUGCGAUUGCUGGGUCCUCCACCGCUCUUGGCUUUGUGUCCGCUCAGUCCGCCUUGAACGUCGUGUACCCUGCCAAGAAGUGCUGGAAUGAUUAAACAAAUGUUCCCAAGCAAGAGCCAAGCUACAGGGUGAGGUGAAGUAAUCAUAUAUAUCCCUUUGUACAAAUGAUCAUAUCAAGAGUCGUGUCGCGCCGUUGUUUCGCUGCCGCGACCAACGCAACAAAUCAAAUUUCUUUUUCCAAUUCUAUAUAUCACAAGAAACAAACUUAGGAUAGUUCCACAAAUAAGAUUAAAAACGAUGUUAUGGAACU